Molecule: messenger RNA, 1008 nt
Organism: Ogataea polymorpha
Lineage: Eukaryota; Fungi; Ascomycota; Pichiomycetes; Pichiales; Pichiaceae
Exons: 1
Coding region: 1-1008 (335 amino acids)
Cellular component (GO): eukaryotic translation initiation factor 3 complex; eukaryotic 43S preinitiation complex; cytoplasm
Molecular function (GO): metallopeptidase activity; translation initiation factor activity
Source: RefSeq, a predicted model, not a curated record
AUGACUAUCAGCGUGGAGAUCAGCGCGAGCGUGGCCCUGAAAAUCAGCAAGGUCGGCGAAGACACAUACCCAGCAACGGAGGCGGGACCACUGUUUGGAUUGGAUAUUGCCAGCAAGCCAAGCGAAGACAAAAGACACACGGCAAUCAAGGUUUCCCAUGCGUUCCUGUUCCCACCGUCCUAUACAAACGACGAGAUUUUCAGUCUCAGGGCAUCCAACGUCAAGUACCAGAAUGACCUGCUUGCGAAGCUCAAAGACACAAAAGUGGGGGUGAAGCACUUGGGGUGGUUUCUGACGACGAACGGCGGCCGUUUCGUGAGCCAGUCGCUUAUUGAAGCGAUUAUCAACCAGCAGACCCAGAACCAGACAGAAAACAGAGACUCAACGCCUGUGGUGGUGCUAGUUUUCGACACUCUCAAGUCGAUGGACGGUCUGCUGAGCCUGAGAGCGUUCAAGCUGAGCGACUCGUUCGUUAGAGCAUGGAAGUCGGACGAAAGGUUUGUGUCGAAAAACCUGUACGAGAACAGACUCACCUACAGGAACAUCUUUGAGGAGGUGCCUCUGAAAAUAAAGAACAACCACCUGUCCAACUUGAAGUUGCAGGAGCUUAGCCCAGACUUCGAGGAGGACUCGUGUCUGGAGCUGACGGGCGCAACAUUGGCGUCGAUGAACCAGACCGUGGAUAACCUGGCCGACGCCGUCGACAACUUCAACCACACCCUGGGAAAUCUCAACUACUACCAGCGCAACUUGUCCAGAGAGCUUGUGAAGAUUAACCAAUGGAAACAGCAGAUCAGACAGCAGAACGAGGCGAAACUCAAGAUCGAUCCGAACGCGAAACUCACAGAGACAGAGAACGACUGGCACAGACACUUCAGACUGCCUACCCAGCCGUCUAAGUACGACAACUUGGUCACUAGCGGGCUGAUAAAUAGCUACUGCAACAGCCUCGAAACCGAUGGCUCCAUCGAGCAGGUCAAGAUUGCCGGCAUCGAAGAGUGUAACUAA